AUGAUGAGAGACCUGAUGCCUUCAACGCUGGAGGGUCAGAUCACCAUGGAGAAGACACCCAGCUACUUUGUGACUAACCAUGCCCCCAAGCGCAUCCACACCAUGGCCAGGGACAUCAAGCUUAUUAUAGUGGUGCGUAAUCCCGUCACCAGAGCCAUUUCGGACUACACACAGACUUUGUCCAAGAAACCCGAGAUCAACACCUUCGAGGUUCUGGCUUUUAAGAACCGGACGCUGGGUCUCAUAGACGCUUCGUGGAGUGCGUUGCGCAUCGGAAUAUACGCGCUCCACUUGGAGAGCUGGAUGCAGUAUUUCCCUCUCUCCCAAAUGCACUUUGUCAGCGGGGAAAGACUCAUCGUGGAUCCCGCGGGCGAGAUGGGCAAAGUGCAGGACUUCCUGGGACUCAAACGCAUCGUCACAGACAAACACUUUUACUUCAAUAAAACUAAAGGAUUUCCUUGUCUGAAGAAGCCAGAGGACAGCAGCACUCCCCGAUGCCUCGGCAAGUCAAAAGGGAGAACUCACCCUAAAAUAGACCCAGACGUGAUUCGCCGGCUGCACAAGUUCUACAAACCCUUUAACAUGAUGUUCUACCAAAUGACCGGACAGAACUUUGAGUGGGAGCUGGAGGAGGACAGUGGGUCUCGUAGCUCUCAGGACUAGUAGACUGCGGCAUGGCACGGCGCAGCCACACCACCAGCCUUCUUCGAUAAAACUUCUAUUGUCUCGCUUUCGUUUCUUCAGAGAGAGUGCUUGAGCACGCCAAUCAAUCAUGGCUGUCUUUGCAGUGUCUGGAUCCAUUAGCAAGAGUUUACUGACAUGCUUUUCCCUUCAAUACUAAUGUCGUUGAUGAUGGCGAAUCAUUAUUGUACAUACUAAACAUAAAAUAUAUUUAUAUUUGUGAAAAGGAGAUGAUUUAUUCCUUUUGUUUUUAAAAGCAUAGAGCUGAUAUAAAAAUCAUGUUGACUAUGGCAAUGCAUGCGAUAAGUUAAGUGUCCUUACCUCAUGAGCCCUAAGGCUGAAAUCUGCCUGUUUCUUCUCCCUUUACUUUCCUUCCGUUUGUUUCCCUCACACCCACUCACCAGCAUACUGUACAAGAAGAUAUUCUAUUUAAACGGCUAAGGCCAUGCAGUGCUCUGUAUAAUGUCUUUUCAAACUUUCCUGCUGCUUCAAAAGAGACAGGGAAGAGAAAAAUGAGACACGUAAAGUACAAUAAUCCUCUGACUUUUGCUCAUCUUUUUCAGUUUUUUGAGUGGAGACAAUCGUGUUUUUGUCUGUCUAAGUUUACCAAAGUGUUAAUUUACUCAGUGUCAGUGUUCUGGUUGCUCUGCACUCAUUAAUUACUCACAGAUUCAAUAAGAGAGCUGACUGACAGUGGCCCUCAUUCAAUAAUUGGAUUGUUUCUCUACAUCGUCAACAUUAGCAUACUGAUGACCAUGCACUCAGAUGUGGUACAGUCUCAGUGAUUUUGGCAUAAUUCGACAAAUGAAUCCAUGUCGUGCAAAUAGCAAAGGGUGAGCUGUGGACUAAACAAUCCGGCAUCUUGACAAAAACAAAUUCUUGUUGUCAAAAGUCUCCGAAAUAACAGUUAACACUCAAAGUCCUCGACCAUUUGAGUCGUGACCCUUUUGACGCAGUGAUUCAUGUCGAUGAGG
Messenger RNA from Notothenia coriiceps (black rockcod), 1655 nucleotides. Its product is annotated as heparan sulfate glucosamine 3-O-sulfotransferase 4-like. The record is from RefSeq and is a predicted model, not a curated record. Gene Ontology annotation, molecular function: [heparan sulfate]-glucosamine 3-sulfotransferase activity. Lineage: Eukaryota; Metazoa; Chordata; Actinopteri; Perciformes; Nototheniidae. The coding region runs from base 1 to 663 and encodes 220 amino acids. The transcript has 2 exons.